CAGGCCCCCGUGGCAAGGCUGGCCCUAGUCCCCGGCCUUCCAAGUACUCGUCAGCCCAGGCCUCAGCGGAGGCUGCACCAAUCCCUGACAGCCGACCGCUAAGCUCAGCAGCCACCACGCCAUGCUGCCCCAGCAUACCACUACACGCCAACGCGGCCCCAGCAAGGAGUGGUCUGCUACACUCCCCAAAGCCAGUGAGACCUCCAACGAGCCUGGAUCCGCCAACCGGCUGCGCCGCGCCAACCCCUGGAUCUGCCCGUUCCUGCCAGGCGGCGACAAUCGACCACCACACCCCCUUGCCCUCCUGGGCUGGGUGCUCGACCUGCCGGGACAGCGGUAGCCACCCACUUGCAGCCGCGCAAAGCUCCGCCCGUGCAGGCAGUGGUGUGCUCCAACCAGCCGAUGCACCACACGGCACCCCUGCGGCACAGGCCUCAACAAGCGCACUGGGCCCGGCGUUGUAGCUGAAUGAACUGCCAUCCCAUCCCAAGUUGCUCCCAUGCAACACUAGUGAGUCUUCUUGCGUUGAACGAUCCAUGUGGAUGAACUCAGUG
This is a messenger RNA of Linderina pennispora, 554 nucleotides long. RefSeq lists its product as uncharacterized. The coding region runs from base 122 to 340 and encodes 72 amino acids. The transcript has a single exon. The record is from RefSeq and is a predicted model, not a curated record. NCBI's taxonomy places the organism in Eukaryota, Fungi, Kickxellomycota, Kickxellomycetes, Kickxellales, Kickxellaceae.